Molecule: messenger RNA, 4415 nt
Organism: Dendroctonus ponderosae (mountain pine beetle)
Lineage: Eukaryota; Metazoa; Arthropoda; Insecta; Coleoptera; Curculionidae
Gene: dsd
Product: attractin
Exons: 22
Coding region: 299-4105 (1268 amino acids)
Cellular component (GO): Golgi apparatus
Molecular function (GO): protein binding
Source: RefSeq, a predicted model, not a curated record
AAUACUGCAACUAAUGUCAAAAUAAAUAUAUUUUUAUCCAUCAUGAAAGUUGCUAAAGUCGUCCCUUGAUAAACAGAUAACAGAAUAAUCAGCCCAUAGUUAAAUUGAAUUAACCAGCCACCCUCUUGCAGCCUUCUCGAAGCACGGAAAUUCGCAAAAAGAGAAACUCGCAGAAUGGAAAUGUGAUCGGAACCCCAACUCAGGCGAGUUGGAGAGUGAUGCAAAUGAAUACAAUUCCAGUCUUUUGGGGCACAGAAUGAAUAAAACGGGACUAAUCAGGAAUAGUCAACGAUAAACAAUGCUGGAGGCAUUGCAGAUGUUUCUGUUUCUGUUCAAAUCGAAGUAUCGACGAAAAAAUGAGAUCUACUUCUAUGUGAACACUAUCUUGUACAUUACUAUUUUGCUGCAUACUGUUGUUGGAAAGUGUGUCGAAGACAAUCAGUGUGGUGGCAAUGGGGUGUGCAAAAACGAAACAUGUGCGUGCUAUGAGGGUUGGCAAGGGCCCCAGUGCCAAUUCUGUGGUGGUAAAGUCAGAAUGGGUGCAAAUACUGGUACAAUCCACGAUGGAUUAGGCAAUUAUUCUCUCUCUUCGAAAUGCAGUUGGCUGAUCGAUGCCCCUUACAAAACCAUAACGUUGCAUUUCGAGGAGUUUGCAACUGAAUGUGGUUGGGAUCAUUUAUAUAUCUUUGAUGGGGACUCAGUCAACUCUCCCCUAUUGGCAGUGUUCAGCGGGUUAAUGUACAACGAUGAUUACAAAGUCAGGAAGAUACCGGAAGUGACUGCAACGUCUGGAUCUGCAUUGGUGCAUUUCUUCAGCGAUGACGCCUACAACAUGUCGGGCUUUAAUAUUACGUAUCGGCUAAAUGCUUGCCCUUCAGUGAUAUCUACAGUUAAUUGCUCGGGCAAUGGGGCCUGCAUUGAUGGAAUCUGUACGUGUGAUGGAGGAUGGGAUGGAGCGGCCUGCCAUUUGAGAAAAUGCCCAGAUGAUUGUGGGGUUCAUGAAAAUAGGGGCGCUUGUGAACCUGAAAGAGGAUGUCAGUGCUUUGGAGAGUAUAAAGGAAAUGAUUGCAGUCAGCUUUCAAGUCGAGGCUAUUGGGAAACGGUAAGCAUUCCAAGUUUUCUGCCCCCUGGAUCGGCAUCGCAUUCCGCAGUGGUGUGGAAGGAUUCAAUGUAUGUCAUAGCGGGAGAGAGAUAUAACGGCUACUAUAGGCAUAGGAAUAUACCCCUGAUGUUUAUCUACGACUUCAAUGGAAAAGUCUGGGAAACGCCGCACAUAAACGAAGGCCCAGUGAUGCGAUAUGGGCACUCUACAGUCUUAUAUGGCGACAAGAUUUUCCUAUAUGGUGGCGUGUUAGGCAAUAGGGGCACCACUUCGGAACUUUGGGCCUUCGAUAUUAGCGCGAAAAUCUGGGAAAAUAUUACAGUGAAAGCGGACUCUUGCAAUGUUAGUUUCUUGAUGUGUGGCCCGCUCAAGUCGGCCGGCCACACUGCCACAAUAGUCAACAACAACACCAAUAAGAAAGCCGAUAAAAUGGUAAUAAUCUUCGGUCAUUCCCCUCACUUGGGUUACCUAAACACCGUUCAGGAGUACUAUUUUGGAACGAGGGAAUGGCAUAUUGUGAAUACUGAUGGGUACCCUGUUAAAGGGGGCUACGGGCAUAGCGCAGCCUGGGAUCCGCUGACCGCAAAAAUAUACGUUUUUGGCGGCGUCGUUUCUGAAAGCGAAUCAGCGCAGCAUUUGAACAAGAACUUGUACUCGUAUGAUCCGAAUGAUCGCAUUUGGACGCUAUUAGCUGAUUCUCCUUCAGCCAGGUUCCUACAUUCCGCUACAUUCUUAUCCGGAGGACUGAUGCUCGUUUUUGGCGGAAAUACCCACAAUGAUACAUCUCACAGCUUUGGAGCCAAAUGUUACAGUUCUGAAGUAAUAACCUACGAUGUGCUUUGCGAUUGUUGGAAUACCAUGGCCGUCAGCCAGGAUCUUAAUGCUGAUUUGGCCAGAUUCGGCCACUCGGCUGUCGAGUUCGAACAUUCACUGUACAUUUACGGGGGUUUUGAUGGGCAGAUGCUCAAUGAUAUGCUAAAGUUUACCCCUGGAAACUGCCAGUACUUUAACAGUUCCAGUAGUUGUUUAGCGGCGCGGCCAGGCAUUAAGUGUAUCUGGGACAUUAAGAAUUUAAAGUGUAUUUCAGUGAUGCGGGUGCCUAAAGAAGUGCUCAAGGAGGACAGUCCUCUAUCCAAGUGCCCGGAGAAGAAUAGAAGCAGCAUUCAGCAGUCGAUUGUGGGAAAUACUGAAAAAUGCCAUCGAAUGGACGAUUGUUUAAGUUGUGUGUACACGACGGCGGAAUGUGUCUGGUGCAACGGGGCUUGCAUGCACCACAAAAGAUGCCGCCCUAAUCUGGGGUCGAACACCACAGAAACCAGCAUGGUUAACUAUGGACGAAGCGAUUUGUGCCCGAUGGACACGAAGCCUAUUUGCAAACAGUUGCACACAUGUACUGCUUGCACUUAUCAGCCAUCCUGCAGAUGGCGCUUUGAGCAUGCCAAAUGCGUGGCUUUUCCCCAUUUAAAUGCCACCAUGGAAGCAAAUGAGCCUGCUCAAUGCCAAAAAGUUUGCUCUGAAUUUACGUCGUGUCUCAAUUGCACUCAAGAAGAAUGUAUCUGGUGUCAGAACGAGGGCAGAUGUGUUGAUAAGAACGCUUAUACGGCCACGUUUCCCUACGGUCAGUGUAGAGAAUGGACAACAAUUAGUUCGAAAUGUCGCACGCGAACUGGAGUUGAGGAAAAGCACUCUCAAUGCAGCUUCUACAAAACGUGCCCGAAAUGCCGAGACGAUCCUGCUUGCGGAUGGUGUGAUGAUGGAUCAAACACAGGGCUGGGCGUUUGUAUGCCUGGUGGCUAUGCGGGUCCAACUUUGCAUAUUCACUCGUUAUCUCAUGAUGUUUGCUCAGCGGAAAGAUGGCAUUUUACUACUUGCCCUCAAUGCCAGUGCAACGGUCACGCGCAUUGCAAAGCAAAUUCUAGUACAUGCGAUGCCUGCCAAAAUUUGACAAUGGGGCCCCAUUGUGACUCUUGUAAGGCUGGAUAUUGGGGCAGUCCAGUAAACGGGGGAAAGUGCCAGAAAUGCGAAUGCCGCGGACAUGCGGACGAUUGCCAUCGCGAAACUGGUAAAUGCCAUUGCCGCACUAAAGGCCUAAUUGGAGAUCAAUGCGAGAAGUGUGAUGCCGCCAAUCAUUACAGGCCCGAUUCGUGGAACAAUGGCUCAUGUUACUACGAUUUAACUAUCGACUAUCAGUUCACGUUUAACUUAUCGAAAAAGGAGGACAGACACUUUAGGCAAAUCAACUUUAGAAAUUCGCCUCAAAAGCCGGACAUCGAUGUGGAUUUUUCCGUUAUUUGCUCUGAAGUUGCCAAAAUGAACAUUACCAUACGGCGAUACAGUACGGCAGAAGAAAAUCCCGUUUUUUCGGUACUAAACUGCUCAACCUUUAGGCAUCGAUUUGCUAAGUCCGAUUACGCUUUUGGUUCCUCUAGUACUAACGUAACUUUUACCACAUUUUACGUGUAUGUUUACGACUUCCAGCCUCCGCUGCUGAUUCAGAUUUCGUUCUCACAAUAUCCCAAGCUUAAUCUACAGCAGUUCUUUAUCACCUUUUCGACGUGUUUCUUAUUGCUGCUUGUAGUCGCUGCUGUUUUGUGGAAAGUAAAGCAGAGGUACGACAUGUACCGUAGGCGACAAAGGUUGUUUGUUGAAAUGGAGCAAAUGGCAUCCAGGCCCUUUUCACAAGUGAUGGUUGAAUUGGAAAAACAAGCCCCCGUAGAGAUGUCAGACCUCUCAAAGAGAGAACGUAGGAAAAAAGACGCUCCUAGUCCCAUUGCUUUAGAGCCCUGUGAAGGCAGUAGAGCUGCUGUUUUGAGUUUACUGGUUCGGCUGCCAACUGGUUCUCAACCGUAUACGGUUAAAGGACAAUCGGCCGGACUGGCCAUAGCUAGUGCUUUAGUAACUCUAGGCAAUCCGAGACGUUUGAGCAUUGAUCAUAUGAAAAUCGAAACAAAAACGGGUAAAGGUCGAAAAGGACAAAGCCAGCAUCCAGAUAGUUGUAUUUAAUUAAAACUUAGUAAAUGGUACAAUAAAAAUCAUUCCAAGCCUCGUUUAAACUAUAGCGAUAUAAGCUUUUGCAAUCAGAAAUUUUAAUUGUUGCGUGGUAAAUAGUUUAAUUAUUAAUAGGUCUUUUUCUUUAUUUAUUAAAUUCCUGAAGUUUUACUUAACGCUUAGAUUGUUAGAUUGAUUCCAAAGUUCAGGAGCCGCCCCCGACUUUAUCGGUUUAUAUUGUUAGUUCUCUUGAAGAAAAAAUAUUUUUAUCUAAAACACAGAACGUUUAUGUAUAACUUUAUCGAAAUAAAUCGCAUGGCACCAA